Paraglomus occultum is the source of this 419-nucleotide messenger RNA. The record is from the annotation of a GenBank genome assembly. Lineage: Eukaryota; Fungi; Glomeromycota; Glomeromycetes; Paraglomerales; Paraglomeraceae.
CAACUAUUCAACGAUGACAAGCGAACUUCCAGGAAAAAUAUGAUCAAAAAACUUUUCCUAAAAAGCGUGAUUCAAGACGCGGAAUCAAAGGCUAUCAGUCAAAUCGAAGAGAAACUUGAACAUGCGAUAGACAUGGCUUCCGAGGAUUUAGACAUUAUAGAAAUAGAACUACCACCCAUUAAAACUGAAGAACGCGAAGAAGUUCUCGAAGCUAUACACAACCGCGACGGUUAUAUGAAAGGAAAAGUACAUAAACGUUUGAUGAAUUCAAUCGACACACAACUUCCAAGUUGGGAGGUGCUGAUUGAUGUGAUAGCUGUAGUUAAUAUGGAUCGAGCAACGGCAUCCGCAAGAAGUUCUUUAGAAGUGCCAUAUCUUGGUCAUUGGGGCAUAGGCGUGGCUUUCGAUGCAGCGCUAUG